Messenger RNA from Columba livia (rock pigeon), 865 nucleotides. RefSeq names its product coenzyme Q10A (gene COQ10A). Gene Ontology annotation, molecular function: ubiquinone binding. Gene Ontology annotation, biological process: cellular respiration; ubiquinone biosynthetic process. Gene Ontology annotation, cellular component: mitochondrion. The coding region runs from base 381 to 836 and encodes 151 amino acids. NCBI's taxonomy places the organism in Eukaryota, Metazoa, Chordata, Aves, Columbiformes, Columbidae. The record is from RefSeq and is a predicted model, not a curated record. The transcript is spliced from 5 exons.
GGGGUGAGAGGUCACGGCGGCGGCGGCGGCGCCGGUGCGAGGGCAGCGGAGCCGCGUCCCGGCCCCGGUCAUGGCGGCCCGGCGGCUCCGCGGCGCCAUGCAGCUCGGGGCGCGGCAGCGGCUGCGCGCCGCGGCGGCCCCGCCCGGCAGGUGUCCCCAAGGUCAGGUUUCCGCGUUGCCGCUGGGACGUCCCCGGGGGUGCCGGUGCCGGUACCGGGGGUGCCGCUGAGCCCGUGUCCCCCCCCCCCACCAGGCACACGGGGCUGUGCGGGCUGCGGCUGGGGGGCAGCGCCGGGGGGGGACCCCAACCCAGCCGCCCCUUCCUCAACCUCACCAACAAGCGCAAGGAAUAUUCCGAGCGACGCAUCAUCGGGUACUCCAUGCAGGAGAUGUACGACGUGGUGGCCAACGUGGAGGACUACAAGAACUUCGUGCCGUGGUGCAAGAAGUCGGAGGUGGUGGCCAAGCGCAGUGGCCACGUCAAGGCGCAGCUGGAGGUCGGCUUCCCCCCGGUGCUGGAGCGCUACACCUCCAUCGUCACCCUCGUCCGCCCGCACCUCGUCAAGGCCGUCUGCACCGACGGGCGCUUGUUCAACCACCUGGAGACCAACUGGCGCUUCAGCCCCGGCAUCCCCGGUUACCCCCGCACCAGCACCGUGGAUUUCUCGAUCUCCUUCGAGUUCCGCUCGCUGCUGCACUCCCAGCUGGCCACCGUGUUCUUCGACGAGGUGGUCAAGCAGAUGGUGGCCGCUUUCGAGCGCCGGGCGGCCAAAAGCUUCGGGCCCGAGACGCGGAUCCCACGCGAGCUCAUGACCCACGAGGUUCACCAGACGUGAGGGCGGCUCAGCGCCCCCCUCCCCCUCCC